GAAUCUGCCCACUGCUUUGAACAUCAAGGCGCAACGAAAUCAGCUCCUGGCUGUGCUUGAAUUCCCCGCCAUGCCUGGCGUCUAUUUUUAAGCGUCGCGCGGCGGCGGCGUGUUGACCAAGAUCUCGUCCAGCUCGACGUCCAGCUCGUCGACAUCAGGCUCAAACUGCUCGAGCGCCGCAUCCAGCUCCCAGUACUGCUGCGCAGCCUCGCUGCCAAAGCGCGGCUGGAUCAACCACCUGUCGACCAUCCAUGCAGCAAACAAAAACGUGAACGUGCCCAGGAAAUUGGCUCCAAUGUCGCGGCCGUCAAACUCUCUUGCUGUCAGCAGCCCCUGCAGUGCCUCGCUGAGCACGCAUGCCGCCGCCAUCGACCCCACCGUCAAUACCCAGACCUUGCGUCUGGGCACUGUGCCCUGGAACGCAAAGAACACCAGCACCGACAGCACGCCGAAUCCAACAAAAUGCUGCGCCUUGUCUGGGACUCCCAGCGAGAUCGCACGAGUGAACCCGAGAACCGCCAGGAACACAAGCCAUAUUAUCAGCGCAAUCAGCACUGGUACCCGCAGGCCAUUUGUCAAAGGAACCCGCCGCAUGCUUAGCUAUCUGUGUGAAAUCUCAACCCGCUUGCUCCUGGUGCUUUUCGAGGUCGUGUCGAGUCGGUUUACGGAACAGCACGUUCUGCUGUUUUGGGGAGGGGAGCGGUAGAGGCAGUGAAGCAGGACCCAGCGGCUCUCCCAUCCAAUAUCUCGCCCCAAACGAAACGACCGUCAUUUCUAGAAUAGCUGGGUGUCCGUGCAACGUGGGCGUCGUCGUCGUCGUCCCGGAGAUCCAGAUCUAUUUUUGGUCCCGUUCCGUCUGCGCUGUUCCCAAACCUGGCCGGCUCACGCUGCGCCUGGAUCCCUAACACCGCCUUGAUGAAUCGCGUGGGAUCAUGAUUAAGGCCUGCCGCCACUAGGCCACCACCACAAGACACGGCCAUGUGCAGGCU
Messenger RNA from Linderina pennispora, 989 nucleotides. RefSeq lists its product as uncharacterized. The record is from RefSeq and is a predicted model, not a curated record. Bases 296 to 706 code for a protein of 136 amino acids. Lineage: Eukaryota; Fungi; Kickxellomycota; Kickxellomycetes; Kickxellales; Kickxellaceae. The transcript has 2 exons.